AUGGAGCUGAAACCCUUGCUCAGGCCAGAAAUCCAUGAUGAAGUCCCCCGAUCGUCCUGGUUGCCCUCCUCUGAACUGGUUCCACAUAUCUAUCCGUACAAGUCGCAGCUCCAACGUGGGAAGUCCUUGCCUCCCAAAUAUGCCCUGGAGCUACUGGCUGUCUAUGCUUGGGAACGAGGGAGCCAAAAGACGGAUUUCGACAUGGCAGAAGGGUUCCGGACGGUGCUUUGGCUCAUCCAGCAGUACCGGCAGCUCUGCAUAUUUUGGACUAUCAACUACGACUUUCAGGAUGAGACCCUCGGACGAUACCUGCGCAACCAGCUCCAGAAACCCCGACCUGUCAUCCUGGACCCGGCUGAUCCAACUGGGAAUCUCGGAGAAGGUUGCUGGGAUCUGGUCGCUCAAGAAGCUGCAAUCUGUUCUCAACAGAUAUGUUGCACGACUUUCGAUGGGCGUCCAGUGGCUUAUUGGGAUGUUCCAACUUCAAGUGACAGACUUCAGUUGCACUCUGGGUCAUUUAUCCGCCAUGAGGAACCUCCGCAGGAAGAAACUUGGUACUGCACCAUUCUCUGAAGAGAUCCCUUCCAAGAUCAUCUCGUGGAAUGAAGGAGAGCCUCUUGUCUUUCAAGCUGUGUUUGCAAAAAGAACAGGAGUCAGAUGUCUGAAUAUGGGCUGAUUCUCGAGGCCUUCUUAGAACUG
This is a messenger RNA of Pogona vitticeps (central bearded dragon), 699 nucleotides long. The record is from RefSeq and is a predicted model, not a curated record. Lineage: Eukaryota; Metazoa; Chordata; Lepidosauria; Squamata; Agamidae.